UUUCAUUUUCUUUAUUCACUGCCGGUGACCGGCGUGGGCCCACUGCGCAGUGGCGGGUCCUCUUCUCAAUCUCGCUUCGCAUGCUUUCCCCAUCCCAGCCGCUCCCCUCGUCCUCAGCGACCACAGCAAACCGAAGCGAGAGCAAGUGCCACCCCAGACCUAGGAGAGGAGGGGAAACUAGAGAAGGACGGUGAUGGCGGAGACGGGGAGGAGCUCCAUACUCGUGCACAUUCUGGUGAUCGCCCUCUGCCUGACCGCUUUCGGCUUCGCCAUCGCCGCCGAGCGCCGCCGCAGCACGGGUUCAAUAGUUACGGACAGCUCCAAUACGACAUUUUGUGUUUAUGACUCCGAUAUUGCUACUGGCUAUGGUGUUGGUGCUUUCCUAUUUCUUCUCUCAGGCCAGUCACUGCUUAUGGCUGUUACAAGAUGCAUGUGCUUUGGUACACCACUUGCACCAGGUGGAAGCAGAGCCUGGUCUAUUAUAUACUUUGCAUCUUCAUGGAUCACAUUUGCAAUUGCGGAGUCCUGCUUGAUUGCUGGAGCAACGAAGAACGCCUACCACACCAAGUAUAGAGAUAUGGUAUAUGCGGGUAACUGGACUUGCCAGUCUCUGCGCAAAGGAGUGUUUAUUGCCGGAGCAGUCUUUGUGGUGUUCACCAUGAUUCUGGACGUGUACUUCUACAUGUACUACACAAAAGCGACGAGCCAAGCUGCGAAAAAGAUCAACAAGACAGGCCCCAGCGUUGGCAUGACUGGCUAUGUAUGAGGAACCUAAAACUAUGGUCUGACAGAAACCUUUUUCUGUUUGUGGUAUUUUCUGUAACUUCGCUGUCUGAUUUUGGUUGAUACUGGGACAUGGCUUUAGUUUCUGGCAAAUGUAGCUUACUAUAUAUAUACUUUUUUAUCCUGGCCUAAAAAAAAGUGUACUAUUUUAAGGUGCUCUAUCUUACCUAGGAGGUAAGAACCGAGAACAAAUAUAAAGGUCUUUUUGGUUGCCCGAUGCUCUAGCUUGGCCUGAGCCAAGGUAGCAAGGUAGUGUAUGCAAUGUCAGUUGGUUUGGUUAUCUGUAUUUAUUCAAUUAGUCUGGUUAAGAAUAGACGUAAGAUAAAAAUAGGCAAACAUGUACUAUUAUUUUAUUUAUUUUUCAUAAUUACAUUA
Phragmites australis (common reed) is the source of this 1158-nucleotide messenger RNA. RefSeq lists its product as uncharacterized. The transcript has 3 exons. Lineage: Eukaryota; Viridiplantae; Streptophyta; Magnoliopsida; Poales; Poaceae. The record is from RefSeq and is a predicted model, not a curated record. The coding region runs from base 194 to 766 and encodes 190 amino acids.